AUGGACGCGGAUACCGUCGAGAUGGACCAAGAGCUCACGACAGAGGCCAUUAAGGUCUUCGACCAGAUGAAAGCAACGGCGAACAACGAGUUCAUGACGAGGAUUCAUGUGAUUGUUGAGGACUUGGGGCGACGCGCCCGCCACGCCGUUGAGAAGAUUGCGAUCAAAAAGAAGAAUGCAGAAGAGGCAGGAGUGCCCUGGAUCCCGACCCAAGAACUCCAGCGCUUGACGCAGGAUCAAGACUCCGUUCUGCGCUCAGAUGAUGACCUAGCAGGACUGUCUGCAUUCGAUAGCCAACCAGGAACAAAUACUGGUGGCAUCCCAAAUCUGUUCGCUGGGAACACUGGCUCGCCUUUCCAGCACCAAGAUUGGGUCUACUCUGACCUUACGAACCCAUUCGGGACAAGCAUGGGCUAUGGGAACGCACACUCUUUUGCUGAUGAUGUCGCGGUAACAUCAGCAGCUGCCGAUCCACGCGCAGGGCUGAUGUUCCUGGGAUGA
Phaeoacremonium minimum UCRPA7 is the source of this 501-nucleotide messenger RNA. RefSeq lists its product as hypothetical. The coding region runs from base 1 to 501 and encodes 166 amino acids. The transcript is spliced from 3 exons. The record is from RefSeq and is a predicted model, not a curated record. Lineage: Eukaryota; Fungi; Ascomycota; Sordariomycetes; Togniniales; Togniniaceae.